UGGAUUUUAAAUGACAACUUGAAGUAGUCAGACAGUUGCAACACUGGCAUAAAAUUUUUACUGCCAUUUAUAAUUUCGGUGUGUUUCUUUUAACUUCUAGAAUACUCCCAAGUUCAUAUUCGCAGAAUACAAAAGGCUUCGAAAUUAAAAGCAGCACGUUUUUCAAGUGAAAUACUAAAAUUGCAUAAAACGAAUAUAUUGAUAUAUAGUUUUGUGGUGUUACUGAAUUGCGAAGGAUUUAAAGUAGAAAUUAGUAAUAUCUGAAAUGGAAAAGGUGAAUGAACUUAAGGAAAGAGGAAAUCGUGCACUUAAUGCAGAUAAUUUUGAUGAAGCUAUUGCAGCGUACACUGAAGCCAUUAAUUUAGAUAAUAAAAAUCAUGUGUUGUACAGCAACAGAUCUGCUGCAUAUGCGAAGGCCUGUAAAUAUGAUAAAGCCUUAGAGGAUGCUGAGAAAACAAUAUCCUUGAACCCAACAUGGCCAAAGGGCUACUCACGUAAAGGUGCAGCAGCCGCAGGCCUGAAAAAUUAUCGGGCUGCUAUGGAAGCUUAUGAGGAAGGUUUAAAACAUGAUCCUCAAAAUGCGGUAUUGCAACAAGGUAUUCAAGAAGUCACUGCCACUGUACUACAGGCGAUGUCGGGGCGUUUUCCAACACCCAUGGAUGUGGACCCACAGACACCGCCACCCAAGGCUCCUGAGCCUAAGCCAGCUGAACCCCCCAAACCUGCAGAGCCGAAUGUGGAUGACAUGAACGAAGAUGAACGCAAAAAGUAUUUUGCAAAGAAAGAAAAGGAGGCUGGUAAUGCUGCUUACAAAAAGAAAGAUUUUGAAACAGCACUGAAACAUUACCAAGCUGCUUUGGAGCACGAUCCUACAGAUAUAACUUUUUACAACAACAUAGCAGCCGUUUAUUUUGAACGUAAACAAUAUAACGAGUGCAUAAAAGAAUGCGAAAUGGGCAUUGAAAUUGGUCGAGAAAACCGUGCGGAUUUCAAAUUAAUUGCUAAAGCGCUGGCGCGUAUCGGCAAUUCAUACCGUAAAAUGCAGGACUAUAAGCAGGCGAAAGUGUAUUUCGAAAAGGCCAUGUCUGAACAUCGUACGCCUGAGAUUAAGACUUCGCUCAGUGAAGUGGAAGCUAAAAUUAAGGAGGAAGAGAGGCGCGCUUAUAUUAACCCUGAAUUAGCUGAGGUUGAAAAAGAAAAGGGGAAUGAAUUCUUCAAGAAGGGUGACUAUAGUAAUGCUGUAAAACAUUACUCAGAAGCUAUCAAACGUAAUCCCGAUGAUCCGAAAUUGUACAGCAAUCGUGCCGCUUGUUACACCAAGUUGGCUGCUUUUGAUCUGGGACUGAAGGAUUGUGAAACUUGCAUAAAAUUGGAUGACAAGUUUAUCAAAGGUUACAUUCGAAAGGGCAAAAUUUUACAGGGUAUGCAAAAAUCUUCAAAAGCUUCGUCAGCUUACCUCAAAGCCUUAGAAAUCGAUCCACAAAACGCUGAAGCGCUCGAAGGUUACCGCCAGUGUUCGAUUUCGUAUCAACGUAGUCCUGAGGAUGUGAUGAAGAACGCUUUAGGAGACCCAGAGGUACAACAAAUUCUAAAGGAUCCAGCAAUGCGCGUUAUUCUGGAUCAAAUGCAAACCGACCCGAAAGCGGCUAAAGAACAUCUCCAAAACCCGGCGAUAGCUGAUAAAAUAAUGAAGCUGAUUGAAGCGGGAAUCGUUCAAAUUCAUUAAAAAAUAAAUUCUUCAACAGAAUUACGAACAAGC
This is a messenger RNA of Bactrocera tryoni, 1759 nucleotides long. RefSeq names its product stress-induced-phosphoprotein 1 (gene Stip1). The coding region runs from base 266 to 1726 and encodes 486 amino acids. The transcript is spliced from 5 exons. Gene Ontology annotation, molecular function: Hsp90 protein binding. The record is from RefSeq and is a predicted model, not a curated record. NCBI's taxonomy places the organism in Eukaryota, Metazoa, Arthropoda, Insecta, Diptera, Tephritidae.